Schizosaccharomyces osmophilus is the source of this 2814-nucleotide messenger RNA. It is a transcript of the gene trk2, whose product is annotated as plasma membrane potassium ion transmembrane transporter Trk2. Gene Ontology annotation, cellular component: plasma membrane. NCBI's taxonomy places the organism in Eukaryota, Fungi, Ascomycota, Schizosaccharomycetes, Schizosaccharomycetales, Schizosaccharomycetaceae. The record is from RefSeq and is a predicted model, not a curated record. Gene Ontology annotation, biological process: intracellular potassium ion homeostasis; potassium ion import across plasma membrane. The transcript is spliced from 11 exons. Gene Ontology annotation, molecular function: high-affinity potassium ion transmembrane transporter activity. Bases 1 to 2814 code for a protein of 937 amino acids.
AUGUCAAUAAUAAAGAAGAGCAGGCUAUUCAAGUUCUUGAAGUUCUGUAAAGUCUAUGUGAGUAGGCGGUUUCAGUUUCUUGAAUACCAUUAUGCGUUUAUCCUUGGAAUGACGAUUUUAAAUUCCAUCAUUUUGUACGGUAGCGGACACUUACAUUACAUUGAUGCUCUAUUUCUUGCUAGUGGAGCCGUUACACAAUCAGGCAUCCCUACAGUGAAGAUAACAGAUAUUUCGAUAUACCAGCAACUUACACUGUUAAUCUUUUCGGUUCUAAGUACGCCGGUGGCCGUCAAUCUUGGACUUACAGUUAUAAAGCUGUACUAUUAUAAUAGGCGUUAUGACAAAGUGCUAAGAGGUAACCGUUUGACGAUGACUUAUACCUACAACACAUUUCGCCCUAGGGAGGAGGCCGAACCCAAUAGGGUAGGUGGUCGAAAAAUUCAAGUGUUGCUGGAUCAGGGAAAUCGUUUACGUCGGCCCGUUGCUCCUUCAAAAGACAAUCAAGAAACCGAGGAAGAGACACAGCCCAAAGGAGGGUUUUCACGCCUUCGCCGUUCACUUAGCACAGUACAAAGACCAAGUACACUUCCUAACAUUCCUUUUUUCAAAUUUCCAAGAAAAUCCGUCGAUUUGGAAAAGCAAGACUCACCAGCGGAAAAUGCUUCUUUUUCAGGGUCGCCAAUUCAUGAUGAAGAUCGCCAUUCUACCCAAAGUGAGUAUCGUGUAAGAAAUAGUGACUAUUCAGGUGCUCCAUCGGCCUCAGCAUCAAACUUAGAUGAAGAAGAGCAUUCUAAUCCGAUCGAGUACUCAUCCCGAGAUUUGGAUGAUAUGAAUCCUCCGUCUCCCUUUGACCGUAGAGAAGAACCUAACCCAUCUACUCAGGUUGAAUAUGCCCCCAGAAAUAAUGACUAUGUAAAUAGUACUGGAGACGAAUCAUCGGGUGGGGACAAUCUGCCAUCCAGACAUUCUAAUGAAUCGAACGAUCCUGAUACUUCAACUCAAAUUAAUGAACGUGAUAGCUCGGCUUCAUCUAAUCGUACGAACUUUUCGGCUCCAAGAGAAACCGUUGCUGGCUCUUUGUCUUCUUCCCAUGGAUCUAAUCCGUAUCCUUCAGAGUACAACAUCACCCGUACCGAUAAUGAACCGCACUCGUUGUCUAAAGAACCAGAUGAAAGCGCCCCUGCUCCUGACAAUUUAGAUCAAGUUUCGACUUCUGGUAACACAGGACGACAAGAAGUUUCCAAUCGUGAAGGUGCAGCAAGUCCAAGGAUUACAAUUGCAAUACCUCCUGCACCUGACCACGAACGAAAGCCGGUUCAUACUGCGGGUUACAACAAGGAUUCCAGUUCUAUAAAAUCUCCUAUGUCUUUUGGUAGAGCCAAUCGAGGUGCGACGUUUUCCUUGACAAAUCGUACCCCAGGAGACAGACAUUCAAUGUCUCUCCUUCCCUCUCAAUUCCGAAAAACAUUUACUUCGGCCUUGCCUGACAGGCUGAAAAGUAGCAAUACUUUUCGUUCGGCAAACACAUCAACCACAAUGCCUUUCCUUUCGUAUCAACCUACCGUUGGAAGAAAUUCUGCGUUUUAUGCUUUAUCUGGUGAGGAAAGAGAAGAACUAGCCGGUAUUGAAUAUCAAUCUCUAAAAGUACUGACUGUUCUAUUGACAAUUUAUUUUUUGCUAUGGCAUGUUCUAGGCUUGGUUGGAUUCCUUAUUUACAUAUAUACUGCAAAGGUUUCCGGUAGGGCAUGUACAAUCGCCGGAAUUAAUCGUGGAUGGUGGGCCGCGUUUACAUCCACUUCCUUAUUUAAUAAUAUUGGAUUUGCUCUGCAUAAUGACUCUUUAAAUCAAUUUCAAAAAGCAAUAUUCCCGCAGGUUAUGGGGACUAUUUUAAUUCUUACAGGGAAUACAUUUUUUCCAAUUGCUUUAAGGCUGAUGAUUUGGUGUUCUCUAUUGUUUAGCAGGUUUUUUAAACCGCAUUUUCAACAAUCUUUAAUUUUUUUACUUGAGCAUCCACGACGGAGCUUUACACUAUUGUUUCCUCCAAAAGUUACGUGGUAUUUAACUGCAAAUUUGGUAGGUUUGAAUUUAGUUUCGUUUUUCUUCUUUAUGGUGCUCAACCUAAGCAAUCAAUAUGUGGAGCAAAUCCCAGUCGGAUACAGGAUUAUGAACGGUAUUUUUCAAAACGCAUCUACCCGAGCGGCUGGUUUUACGGUCGUAGAUAUUGGAAGUAUUGCUCCAGCAUUAAUCGUAAGCUAUAUGUUUAUGAUGUACAUUUCAGCAUAUAUUGCUAUGAGUAUUCGACAAACGAAUGUUUACGAGGAACGUUCCUUGGGAAUUUAUGCACCACCUGCGGAUGAAAGUAGCGAAAGCGAUACCGACAGUUCUGAUAAAGAGCAGCAGCAGCAGCAAGAUGCCAAGACCAAACCUAAAACAGGGAGAAACUAUCUGGUAGAUCAUCUUCAACGUCAAUUAAGUCAUGAUUUAUGGUACAUGUUUUUUGGGUUUUUUCUCAUUACGAUUUUGGAAGGAUCUAGGUUGCAGAGAGCGGAUGAGCCACAAUUUACGCUAUUUUCGAUUUUGUUUGAGGUUGUUUCCGGUUAUGGUACAGUAGGACUGAGUCUUGGAUAUGGGGAUGCGCCGUCUUUGUCUGCUCAAUUUCGAAAAAUCAGUAAACUUGUGAUGAUAGCAUUAGAGAUUCGUGGAAGGCAUCGAGGACUGCCAAGUGCCCUGGAUCGAGCAGUACUUAUGCCAUCUGACAAAAAUUUUGAUCGGGAAGAAGAGGAUUACAUUCGAAAGCAUGGAAAGAAUAAAUGA